AUGAGCGCAGCAGACACUGACUCCCCGCGUCCAGGGUCUGAAAGCUCCCUCUCACGUACAGCUUGCGAGAGAUGUCGUAGACAGAAGCUUCGUUGCAGUCGUCAACGUCCAACCUGCACGCGAUGUAGCCGCUUCUCAGUCACCUGCACCUAUCCUGAGUUGGCCGAUCGGAGACGUCUCACAGCUCGUCGCGAUUCCGUACGGACCGAGCGGAUCCGACCUGUCUCUGAUGCAGCUCCAGUGACUCCAGAGUCGACAGAGCUCAACGUUGGCGCAGUUACAAGUCCUUCAGUAACUCCGAGAAUCCACAGUGUUGGCCAAGUUGGCGCUGGGCCACUACCGACAGAACAUGGAGUCUCAAGAUUUGCUGAUCCUGGCCUAGACGAUCUACCGCCACGAGCUAUUGGCCUCGCGCUCUUAGAUAUAUACUUUGAACGGUUAUACAACGCUACAUUGCUUUUUAAUCGCACCCAGCUCUUUGAGUCUUACUUGGAUGGUAGUAUACCCCCAUAUCUAUUAAGGAGCAUAUUUGCCCUGUCGUCAUUAUUUCUUCGUAAACCACGAUUUCAACCACCUAGACUCGGUAGUCAUGCUGUCUCUCCAGAGCUGGCAGCAUUUACUACAUAUGCUGGUUAUGGGGAUGCCUGGGCCGAGUCAGCAAGACGCGAGGCUUGGCUCCUCACAGAUCGACCAACCGUCCAAGUAGUUCAAGCACUUUCAUGUCUCAACCUGUACUGGUUUGCGACAAGAGACUUAGGUCGAGCUCGUAUAAACGCUGUUAUGGCCUAUGCCUCAGCUACUACAUUUCGCUCCUUCAAUAUCCCAGACAAUGGUACAAGGACAAAGGAUGAGCUGCAGCUUAUAGAAAGAAAACAUGGUUGUUUUUGGGCAUGCUGGUCAACAAUGUGUAUCUCUUCCUUUCCAGAAGCAUAUGCGAAGAAUGCCUGGGAGGAAGCUUGUAACGUGCCACUUCCCGUUGCAUCAGAUGUCUUUGCUAGUGAAGGAAAUGAUGCGCGACGGUAUUGCAUGAAUGUCGAAUGGAAGUCGGAAGCGCUCAUAGAAGAGCCGAAUCCUCCAUCAAUAAUGGCAGAACACAUGAGGCUCAUGGGGGUUUGGGUUAAAAUUCAGCUCAUAAACAGAGACAAGCGGGAAAGUCCAGACGUCACUCAUAUCCUACAUUUGUCCAGCUUGGCCAAAGACAUUUAUGAAUCGAGCCACUUUCCUCAUUACGUUGCGGGUAACGAGGGUGCCGGUCGUGAUAUUGCACGGUUGCUGGGACUGCACUCGUUAUACCAUCUUUGCCAAAUAGUUCUUCUCUGCCCCCUGGUGUCUCUUUUCUCUGGCCAAAGGGCUAUCGUGGGUGGGAGGACCCAGAGCCAUGCGCAAACAAUCGCGAAGCAUGCGAUUCACCACGGGCAUCUGAUUCGGGACUACAUUGCCAAACGGCAGGAUCUAUCUAAGCUCAGUUCACAUGUCGGCUUUGCCAGCUUUGUGUCGACCUCAAUCAUCCUCACACUCUUGAGAUCCCGGGCUCGCCGACAUCAUGACGAUGGACAUACACGGGAUCAUGUUUCACAGGCGCUUGUGACACUGAUUCAGGAUAGUAUCGAUAUACUCAGUAUUCUCGAGACUUUCUGGGAGCAUUUAGAACCAAUGACUCGGAGCCUGCAGCAUGCUGCUGCUCAAAUAUUGGGACCUGUCGAUCUCAUCGAUCAAAAUGCCGCUGGGGCUGAUUCAAGGGGUAUUGAAGUCCCGAUGACUGGAGUCAAUAGUCCGGCACGGGAGGAAGAUGUCAUCACAACCACGUAUAUCGAGUCUCCAGAGUAUCCAAGUGCCCAGGAUUCCGCGAGAGCCUUCACGAAUGCCCAUUUUGGGGUUACAGAUAGGGCCAUGGAGCAUGUAACUCAGAGCAUCGAUGAGACUCCUGAUUGGCAUCAUAAUAAUCUUUUUGAAUGGUGCCAGACAGAAGGACUCCUCGAUAUUGGCGAUGAUCUCUUGGAUAUUGGGGCUUCGGUCGAUUGGAACAUGGACUUAGACUUGCUAACUGGUUUCUCUUCCCAGAUGGCAUGA
Messenger RNA from Fusarium proliferatum ET1, 2070 nucleotides. RefSeq lists its product as uncharacterized. The transcript is spliced from 6 exons. Gene Ontology annotation, cellular component: nucleus. Gene Ontology annotation, molecular function: DNA-binding transcription factor activity, RNA polymerase II-specific; zinc ion binding. Bases 1 to 2070 code for a protein of 689 amino acids. Gene Ontology annotation, biological process: regulation of DNA-templated transcription. The record is from RefSeq and is a predicted model, not a curated record. NCBI's taxonomy places the organism in Eukaryota, Fungi, Ascomycota, Sordariomycetes, Hypocreales, Nectriaceae.